GUGUAAAAGCACCGAAAUAAAAGCACGCUGCACUGCCCGAUUAGAGGCGCGGUGAGACGGAUUACUGUUUGUUUAUUUUUUUUUGUUUACCGGGGAUUUAUACAAUUGCUGUAGCGUUUCUAGAACUUAUUUGAAGGUAGGGAUUUUCGACAAAUGCGCAUACAUGUAUGCUUGGAAUUAUUAUUUUUUUGCCUAAUGCCUGGUGCUUUAUUGUGACGUUUACUGGGUGGAGAUCAUUUGUCAUUUUCUCACAAACAACCUGUGUUUACGUUGCUUUGUUUACAGUGGUGAAACAAGUAGGAUAUUGAAAUAUUUUAUGUAGGCUACAAGUAGCAGAACUAUAAUGAAAAAAAUAUCACAAGUGUAAGUUGUUGCUGUUUUUUUUAUUACCAAAUUAAAUGUAAACAAACUUUAUAGUAAAAUACAUUUAAGUAAAAAGUGAAAUUACUCACCAAGAAUGUCCUAGUCCAAGUGGAGUUAAGUGCAGGCUAAUUAUUUAUUUUCAUUUUGGAAAGUAUAGCCUAAUAACCUACAUUAAUGUUGCAUGAGCUCUUGUUUUGCAAGUCAAAUCUUAAUCAAAUCUUAAGGUGCAGCUGUUUAGCAGAAGUAUGAGUAAAUAUAAAACAUGAGUAAAUAUACUUGGUUACUACGUACCUGUGACUGCACCCUAACCAGUGUUGGGAAGCAACUUACAUGUAAUUUAGUUACAUUCUUUUAUUACAAAAUGAAUUUAACUGUAAUCCAUUACAGUUAUGGGGGGAAAUGUGUAAUUAAAUUACAGUUACUUAUGAAAAUGUUCAUGAUUACAUUUAGGGUUACAUCUGAAUACUUUCUAAUAAUAUUCAUUUGCUUGUGCAUAAUGUCCAUUCCAGCCACAGCCUUUUAGUAAAGUGUAUUGCUAUUCUGAUGCUUCUGAUUGGCUCUCAUGUUUGAAUUUGCAGUGCCACACAUCUGCCAGUUAAAUUGCCUCUCAAGCUCUCAGUUGAAAACAGUCAUUAGAAAUUUAGAAAAGUAAUUAAUAACUUACAUUGCUUUGAUAAAGUAAUUGAAAUAGUUACAUUUUAAAUAGGGUAACUUGUAAUCGGUAACCUAUUACAUUUCCAGAGUAACCUUCCCAACACUCACCCUUACUUUGUUUCCCAUCUUACCAGAAAUUAAGUGCAAGUAAACACUAGCCUACUUAUAAUCGAGCAUCCCCAGCAAACUGGUUAGUUUCGGGGAACGUUCUGGGAACAUUGGCUGACCACCCUGGAAUACUGGUUUUGCGUUUCUAAAGAAAGUUCUGCGAAGUAUAGCUGGGGAACAUUGUUAUAACAUCCCGCUGACCACAAGACUGUUAUGGGAACGGUCUCCCAAAACAGGCACAUUCCCGGAGGUUUCUAAUCUCCUUGACCGUCUUUAUCAAAGGGCUGGGGGUUAGGCCUACACAUUCUGUGCAGAGUAAAUAAUGGUGCCAAAUAGUAAGUUAGACAUUUGGUGCAGGGAUGUGAACACAAAACAAAUAUGUGUGCAUUUUCAUCCAUCACAGUUAAAGAAAGGACAUUUCAAUUGUUAAUUUUUCUUUUCAUUUCCACACCAUCUCUAAUCAAAACACUUAUUUCAACUAUUAGAAUUACUUUGUAAAAGGAAUUUGAACAUCUGAGGUAAAGCUAACGUGAGUCACUGUUCCUAAACCCAAGAGAUUAUAUCAACUUUAUUAUUUAAUAUAUCAGAUACACAUUAUACAUAUCAUGUUUUAAACACUAUUUUAAUCUAGUAACUCACGUUAGCUAUUGUUCUAAGAUCAAUAAGGCAACAUUAGCUGAUGUUGAUUAGCCUAGCUAACAUUAACACUUGCUAGCUAGCUCUUAAUGAUGGGACUACAGAAGCAGACGUUUUAAAGAUGCAACUUCAAGUAUAAAGCUGAUCAAUGCCUAAUAAUGACCUAUUGAUUGAUUUAAUCCCACCAUAUCAAAUGCCAUAGUGUUCCAUGGACCAGAAGCAGUAAGCUCACUCCACUGCAACUUUCUGUGAUUUCACUCACUUUGUUUUUUAAUCAUAAAUAUUUCAGGCUAUUUGGGAAUUUGGGAAAUUUGUAGCUAAUUUGGGAAACGUAAUGCAACAUAUUUUAUGGGCUCUUGUUUUGCAAGUCAAAUCUGAAAAGAAAAAUUGUGAAGAUAUUUUGCAGCAACUUGCAUUAACUUAAGUACGUUUCUGUCAGACCUGUUAGCCUACUAUAGCCUUCAGGUUUUCCUAAAUGACAAGUAUGAGAGAACAAAUGAUAGACCCGAUAUUAAAAUACCAGUAAGUAUUAAAAGUAAAAGCACACACUGUAAAUGUUAAGUAGGAUAGCCCCUAUAAAAGUGUUAAAUGACAAGUUAAAGUAAUAAACCUAGUCCAUGUGUUGUUCUGUGUAAUUGUUUAUUGUUAUGUUUAACGCUUUAUGUUUUAUGAGUUCUUGUUUUACAAGAAAAUGGUACAGCUGUUUUGCAGUAAACCAUACAAUCAGUUAAUCUUUGGUUGCUUCCUACCAUCCUUCCCAGUACAGAUAAAUACUGAAAGUAAAAGUGCUUACUGUCAAAGUGUAAAAUGAUAAGGGAAAAUAAUAAACCUGGUCCACGAGUUGUUAUAUGUAAUUAUUUUUUUUGAUGUUGGGAAGUAGUUAAAUGCGUCAUCAUGAGCUUUUGAUUUGCAAGUCAAAUCUUAAUCUGCGAAGAAAAUUGUACAGCUAUUUGCAGUAAAACAUACAUACACCGUCCUGUUACUAUAGCCUAAUUAGGUUUCCUAUGUGGCCCCUAAAUAUUAAAUACAAGUAUUAGACCUAGCAUUAAAAUAAAAGUAAUUAUCCAAAGUAACAGUACUCACUAUGAAGGAUAGUAAGAAUAGUGAGCCCUGUCAAUGAGUCAGAUGACGUUAGCAGUUAUAAUCCAGGUCCAGGUGUUGUAAUUAUAUUAUGUAAUAUUAGGAAGUAUAACCCAUCAUAUUUUAUGAUGCAAAGAAAACAGUACCGCUUUCAUGGAAACACAAAAAUGUAGUAUAGCAUUCAAUAGUUGUAUCUGAAGUGGCAUGGAAAUACGUAACUUAAAUACAGCACCUUAGUAAAUACGUUUGAUUACUUCCUAACUAACAUGUUCUCCCACAUGACCACUUGUAAAAGUUUGCCUUUGACCUGUAGUAACAGCUUCCUAAAAAGACAACUCCCGUUUUAUUGUUUAUAGUAAAUAAGUAAUGUAUGCCUUGUUUUUCAGAGAAAUCUAAAUAGAAAAUCCCACUUCUGUUCACAGGACGAUGACACAUAAAAUCAUCUUAAAAUAUCUCUGUUAAAAAUAUACUUCUACAAGGAUUUGGGGCAUAUUUUACAACUUACUAUACUGUUUUUACCUUCUGAUGCAUUUCAUUGUAUCAGCUUAAUCUGCUUAUUUAUCUGUUAAAUACUGGAAUGUUGUCAAUGGACACCAGUGUAGCACAUGCCAGUAAAGAAUUUAAAAAGACAAAGGAGUGAUAGGGAAAGAAAUGAGAGGGUGUGGUCCAGAACAAAGUAGUUUAGAGAUGUGGGAGUUUUUGUGUCAACAGUUUGGAAACACGUGCAUAGGAUUUGACAGAUAUUUGUUUUAAAGUGUUUUUUAACCUAAUGCUGUGAAAAUAAGGUAUUUCAAAUUGCUCACAGACCAAUGUGAGGGCAGUUUUGACCUGUGUAUGUGACCAUAGGUUAGUUAUGACUCCCAAAACUUUUCCUUGGACAGCCAGUAAGAAGACAUGUAAUGUCUCCUGUGGACCAACAAGGCAGACUCGCCAGCUGUAUUUGAAUUCCUGUCAUUAAAAGAUAUGCAGUAUUAUUGAGUUAUUAUAGAGUUGAGAAGUUUAAAAAUAAAAAAUCCGGCUUAAACCGAUGGAAGAAAAAUACAUGGGGGUGAGGAGGUGGGUGCAAGAGCAGUUGAAAUUCCCAUGAAAGUCAUAAAAUGUUUUUUAUGCUUCUGUGGUCUGAGGGUACUGUUUUAUUAUUAUGUCCAUAGUAUGUUUGCAAUAUAGCAUGUUUUACGGCUGCUGCUUAUAUUUAUGGUCAUAAUAUUUUUGCAUUAAAGUGUUUAAAAUUGUUCAAAUAUGGCAUCAGUUCUUGGUGUGAGUAAGUCUUUGACCAUAAAGAUUUUUUUUUAUAUAUAUAUAUUAAAGAAACUCCAUUUCUUAUUGCUUGUAGUGAGGUGACAGUUGAAACUUCAUGGCAGGUCUCUGGUGGGUGAAUCCUACUGUCAGAGGUGGUGAAGACAUUGUCUGACCACGCUGCUGGCAGCUAUUGAAGGGAACAUGAUGAUCCUGUUAAUUAUAAAGGUGACAUAACACAAGUGAAUCUGACUCUGCAAACCCACAGGGAUGUUGUCAACUGGCUGUAAUCUUCUACACCAUCAGUUAUAGGAAGAAAACAGGUUUCACACACUCUUUAUUGGAACAUUUUAUUUACAUUAAAAGCCAAAAAGUACUACAGAAACAGAACGGCUGUGGCCUUGUGAUCUGAUGACACCACCAGCCCUCAAACACCCUACACUGCACCACCCACCUGAAGUUGUUAGCAAUAAAUACAUGCUUAUUUAAAAAAAAUCAUCAAGAUAGUUGACUCCAGCUCAGGCAGAGAUUUGUUUGUUUUCUCAACCCUUGUCUGAACUGCGGUGUCCUGGUAGUUUUGUUAGCAGAUCCCCCCACCCCUCUGUCUUGUCUGCUUAAGUGGAGGUCAAAAAUGAACUCAACUGACCUGAGCUGAACUGAAAUGCAUGAAUAGAUUUCUAAAUUGACACAGUGCCUGACAUGUUGUCUUCCUUCCUGAAAUAUCACGAACAUCUUGUUUCAGUUCUGGUGAAAGCAGCAACCUGGUAGGAAACAGGAAAACUAGGUGGUCAAAGGUUAAAUAAACAGUUUGUAGCUGUUUAAUAGAAAUAUAAUUAACAUUUUUACAUUGAUUUGUCGCUCAUAUUUUGAGCUUUAGAGCCUAUUAUUACACUCAGUGAUAAAUACUAGCAAUAUAUUCACUAAAAAGUCUUAUAAUCUUUGUUAAUAUAAUCCAAUACAUUGGAGAUGUUCUUGAUAAUUGGCAAAUACAUUUGCCAAACAUUGUAUGAAGUACCAAAAUCUGAUAGGCAGUUACGAGAAUGCAUCUGUCUGAAUGAGUGUCUUAGUGUAACCAGAAGCACGCGGGUGAGUUCAUUCAGGGAUACAGGCUGCACAGUCAUCAGGAAGUGAAACAGAACAGAAUGUGCUGUACUAAUCUGAUUGAAAAACACUACCCUGAGCGGAGGCAAGAAAAAAAAAAGAUGUUUCAUUUACACAGCUAAAAGGAGAAUACUAUGGCAGCAGAGGGAUAUGUGCAAAUACAACAAAUGUAGCUCAACUCGCUCUCACACAAACAUGCACACAGCGACUAAAAUAAAGCUGAGCAACAUAAUGUUCUUUGUUUGUGUUCGAGGCACCCAUGUUACGUACAUGGGAGUAAUCUCCUGAGUGAUCCCUUUUAUCCCUGAACUUUUGCCCCCUGAAGCAAGAGUUCUUUUCUGCUGCGUCUGCCAAGGACCCUAAAUAAAUGAUCCCUUGCUGCCGUUGAUGAAUACAAACACAGUGGCACAGUGACAGGAGGAAUCUUCAGCUUUUUAUCCUUGACAAGGUUUAGUGCUGGUUUUUAUCUCCUUAUCUUAUCUGUUAAGAUAAAAUCUGUUUACAUAUCAUGAAAAAAAUAAUAGAAAAGUUUACUAAAUGUAUAAAGUUGUCAGUGGUGAAAGAAAUAUUCAGAUUUUCAGUCUCAAUAGAAUAGUGUAAAAACACAUUACAGGUAAAAGUCACAUAUUCAAAAUGUCAAAGGGUAAGUACAGAAGUAUUCCUGUAUGAAUUCAAAGUAUUGAAAAAUAAUGUAGUUAAAGUAAAGUGAAAGUAUUCAUUAUGCAAGCCCCUGUCAGUGUUACAGUACAUUAUUAUACAUUAUUGUAUUGGAUCGUUAGUUGAGUUGGAACUAAUGUCAAACUUUGAAUAUGCACUGUAUAUGCAAUAUAUGUCCUUCUGAAAGUACUCAAAUAAACUACAAGUGCCUUAAACUUGAAAAAAUAAAAAAAUAAAAAAUACAGUAUAUACUGUAAAUGUAAAUAUAUUUGGAAAGGUAAAUGGUGUGGCUGCGCAGGGGGUUUUUUGGACCUCCAUUCAUUUAUAAUUAUAAUUUGCAGUUAUACUUAAUUUUAGGUGAUUUCCACCCUCACUAUUGUGGGAGUUUGUUUGUUUAGUGGCCUCAGCACUGGAUCACUCUCUUGCAUGAUGGAUACACAGUGAGAUCAAAAGAGCACAAGACUUCCAGAUGUGCGGCUCCAGUUUGUAGUCUGGUCCCAAAAGAAACAUUAUUUAAUUUUACCUGCAUUUUUUGUUACAGAUAAGAAGACAAAAAAAAUCUGAGAUCCCUCGGAAAUCCCUCUUUAACAACUCAAAAAACAUUCGUUUUAUCAUCUUGAUACUUUUUCAUGACUUUUCCUUCUUUUAUCAGAAAAUGACGCAGCAUUUUAUGUACCUGAUAAACUGGCACCUGAGAUAAAACAUGACAUGUUUCCUUAUUUGGUGUUAUAACAAUGCUUUAUGGUAAUUUCCGUAUUUUGUCACAUUCAUCCAAUGUGUACACACAUGUUUGUGGCCAAGGGAAGGGUUACGAUUUCAAUACUUCUCCAUAAUUGGUUUUAAUGAGCUCAGAAGAAAUAAAGAAAUAUCUGAAGAAAUGCAAUUGGUUGAUUUUGAAGUUAUUGUCAUUAUUUUUACACUUGCAGCAGUUUGUGGGAGCCCAAACAAUGAGGAACUUGAAACUUGAAAGGGAAACAACUCUCUCCUUCAUAGGGCACCUUUGCUAAUGAGAGUUAUUGUUCUUCACUAAAUUAUCUGGCAUCAGUUACAGGGAUGUCUAGUACAUCGCCAUUUCAUCUCUCAUGUCAGGCAAUCAUUAAUCAAAGCUUGACUCAGCUGAGUAAUUACUCAACUAAUCUGACUGCUCACAAUGACAGUCAGAGCCCAAACAUCCAAACAUAGUAGGGAGUGACAUCGCUAAACAAUUGAUACAAACAGGACAUGUAACCUUUUGGUUUACGAAAGAGGAUGCUUCAAAACAAGCCCAACAAAAGGGGUUGGAUUAAAGACAAUAUUUAGGGCCAGUGCAUUAACAUAACAUGGUAAGUAACAGGUGAAACUCACUAAAUUCACUAUCAACUCCAGCUGUUUGCAGAUUUCCGCUUCCAGUAUGAAAACAGAGAAAGAUCAAAUAUGCAUAUACCCUUGUUUUAUGUUUCAUUUUGCAAUAUGAGGAGUGAGCAGUUAGAUUCAGGGUCAAAGAGGUACAAAGACUUCUGUUACGCAUACCUCUUCCCCUCUGUUACUUCUUGAAUGUGUCUCUAUACAGGAAGUGUACAUACAGUAUCUAACCACCCACCUGAACACUUACACUCAAGGGGUCAUUUGUGGGUGUUUUGUCCUGUUGAGCAAUAACCCUCCUGCUCUGUUGAUUUACUUAUCUUCCCUGCACAGUAAUCAGUAACGGCAGGCAGCAACAGUUAAAACUACAUGAAUUAAGUUUGUAUUUCCCAUCAACAUGAAACAUAAUUACUAAAUAAGAAAGAAAGAAGAAAAAACACAGUUCUGCGACGUAAGUCAAAUAAAUUUUUCAGACUUUACUCUUUUGGAGAGUUUUACCCUCUUCGGGCCAUGAAAACCUAUUUGAAGAUCCAGUGUAAGAAGUUUAUAGGGAGAAUCUCUUUUUGGUGGAACUGCUAAGUACUCAUAGACAUCUGAAACAUGUCAAUAACUAGACACUCCAUCACAACACACAGUCACAAACAGUGGUUGGGGACCACUUCUUUAAACUUUAUCAAUUUUUUGUAUUUUAUAAACUGAUAUUUGUUAUAUAAAAUUCUAAGUAGCAUCAAAUGGAAAUACUUGAGUAAAGUACAAGUACCUCAAAAUUGUACUGAAGUACAGUACUUGAGUAAAUGUAUUUAGUUACAUUCCAUCACAUACAGCUUUGGUGCUCUUUUUCAAUAAUAAUUUUUCCUGAUUGUUUUCUGCUUUGUCUGUGUUGCUGUGGAACAAUUUGUUUUUCAUUAGGACAUAGCGUUAAAGUAAAUAUGGGCAUGUUGCCAUUUUGUGUUUUAAAACGUCUUGACAUGGGAGAGCAGUGGGGGAUGUUUAAGGGAGAGAAGCCACAUGUCUUCACACAGUGUUAAAUCAAGUAUUUCACUAAACAUCUGGAAAAAGAUCACACCCAGGCCGAAGGACACAGGAACAGCCAUUGAGGAAAUCUUCACCCCUGAAGCACAGACAAGUUUUGAACUCAAAAGUCAUCAAUGAGAGGACAGAGAAUUAGUCAAAGGCAGAGGAUGGCAUUUGUCAAGAAAGCAACAUUUCUGUGUCCACGGUAAUAAAAUGUUGUAAAAUUGGCCCCUUGCACUGAUGCAAAGUGUGGUACUAUAUAUCCAUCUAUCUAUCUGUUUGCCUCUUUUCAUACUGUUAUUACUUCCACCACUGUUAAGUAGUCUACUUCUGAUGCUGCUAAUAUUUAAGUAGGCCUAUAUUAAAUGUGUACAUACUUCAGAUAAGGGUUGCACUAUGCACUUUAUAAUGCUUUAGUCACAACAUGCUGACUCUGCCUUACAGAACUACAUCAGCUCUAUCUAUCUAUCUAUCUAUCUAUCUAUCUAUUAUCUAUCAACAGAGUGUUGAUGUUGAGGGAAGAAAACGUGCCUGGAAAAUGUAAGUGGCUCCCUUUGAGGGGGACAGAGAUGGUGUUGGCUGAAUGAUUACUGUAGCCCAUGCAGAAUUAGAAACACUACAAAGUCCUACUCUCUGUGUACUGUAAAAUAGCAGUACACACAAUAGUGUAAUAACUUCAACAGACUACAAUGUAGUGGUGUGUUGAUUUAUGUAGGCUACAUUGCAGGGAUAUUUAACAAUUUGUUUCUUAGUAUAAUUUUUAAAAUAUGUUGUUGUUUAGAAAUGAGUAAAUAUUUUACUUCAAUGAAUUUCUGGUUAAAAUGAUGUGUUUUAAACGGGAGAAAGUAAGGAUGAUACACUGUGUUUAGUGUAUUGUGAUUGUGACCGAUAGUCCUCUCCGGUACAGCAGGUUGCGGUAUGUGCAUGUCACAUUAGUUUGCCACACAAACACACAAAGAAGUAGAGAACCGACUAGUUCUUCCGCCGUGGUACCGGUGCUAAUAACAAGUUAAGCUAGCAACGGAAACGGGCGGCGUGAAAUCUGCUGCUAACAUUUUUUUGUCGCACUACAGCUACAAAAACGGCACAUCUGCUUUUGGGAUACUCUACAAGAAGAUAUAUAAACUUGGCGAAAUGAGUGACCCUGCGCUUAAUCGAGACUGUCCCCUUGACUGCAAGGUUUACGUUGGAAAUCUAGGAAACAAUGGAAACAAGACAGAGUUAGAAAGAGCUUUUGGGUACUAUGGUCCUUUAAGAAGUGUUUGGGUUGCGAGGAAUCCCCCAGGCUUUGCUUUUGUAGAGUUUGAAGACCCCAGAGAUGCAGCGGAUGCUGUGAGAGAACUGGAUGGAAGAACCAUGUGUGGCUGUCGUGUGCGUGUCGAGUUAUCCACUGGAGAAAAACGCUCUAGGAGCCGUGGCCCUCCUCCAUCCUGGAAUAGACGCCCUCGCGAAGAUGUUAGGCGACGUAGUCCUCCAGGCAGACGCAGAUCACCGAAGAGGAGGAGCCUCAGCCGCAGUCGUAGCAGGUCUGUAUCAAGAGACAGACGCAGAUAUCGGUCUCUCUCCAGAGAAAAGACCCGAAAGCGCUCAAGAUCCAUCUCACAGUCAAGGAGUCGUUCCCAGUCUACCGAGAGGAAAUGAAGACGAUGGUAAUCUGCCGGAUCCUGCUAUGGUUGUGAAAAUACAAAUUUUUAUAGUCAUGUUCUUUUUAGAUUUUGUUUGCCAGCUCAAGGCAGUGUCCGGUUGGCCAAAUUACAUAUGUGUAAUAGCAGUCUGUUGAUUAACAACAAAGUACUGAAGUGUUUUUCGCCUUUUGUCUGUUCUGAUGGCUAGAUUUACCCAUUUUUACAGAAAAACAUUUUUUGCCUUUGAACUUACUCUAUGGAGCAUACAUUGAAUUCUGCUGUCUUACCCUGCAUGUUUUGAAAUGGAAUACUGGAUUUAGUUUUACAUUACCAUCCUGUGUGGGUUUUUUUUUUUGUUUGUUUUUUGUAAACCAUUGAAUUAAAGUUCAUAUGUUUUUAUUUGCUUUUUUAUUCAUGGUUGACUCUUAAAUUACUGGCAAUGUGUACCCUGAGCUGCAUCACAAAUUAUAUUACACCAGUGACAGAAAGCAGACUGACAACAAAUGUUGCAAAUACUGGUCAUUCACAGUAUCAUUGAAGCCUAAAACAUCAUCUGUAAUUCUGUGUUUUACCUAUGUCAGUUUUGCAAAAGAAGGCAUUUACUCUAUUCAACUUUGCUUGAUUCUCUGAGCUCUGGCAAUUUGUGCUGAUGCAGUUAAACAACUUGUUCAAUAAAUGUUUUUCUUAAGGUGA
This is a messenger RNA of Micropterus salmoides (largemouth bass), 10508 nucleotides long. It is a transcript of the gene srsf3a, whose product is annotated as serine and arginine rich splicing factor 3a. The record is from RefSeq and is a predicted model, not a curated record. Gene Ontology annotation, biological process: mRNA splicing, via spliceosome. Gene Ontology annotation, molecular function: RNA binding. Gene Ontology annotation, cellular component: nuclear speck. Bases 9325 to 9831 code for a protein of 168 amino acids. The transcript is spliced from 7 exons. Lineage: Eukaryota; Metazoa; Chordata; Actinopteri; Centrarchiformes; Centrarchidae.